UUACAGCUCUAAUCGUAGUAUCUUAGAACAUAUUUAUUAAUAUGUCAUUAAUAUUUAUCGUUGUUCAACGAUCGGUCCCAGUCUCGUGCACGGUUCUCUUCAGUUACUGUUGAACUACAUUCAAGCAUCCAUCCACCCAUCAUCCAAUUUUACACCUCCUGCUUGAAUGAAUAAUGAAAAGAGAUCCCGAUCCCACCCAAAAGCAAUUAAAGCAAUAUCUUUAUGCUCUUCUUCGCCAUCCGAUGAUAAGCGACCUACGAAGCUAUAACAAUCGUCCUCAUGUACCGAGUACAGAUGCGCGACAAGUAUAGAGCUGCUUUUGUUCAUGCCAACACCACGCUCACUCGACCAAACACCAGUCUCACCCGAUCCGCCACUCAUUCGAUCGCAUCUCGUCGAUUGUGCUGCAGAUCGACCACCCCCCUUGCCUAAGCGGAUUGCCUCAUAUGAUCACGAGUGCGAAGAGGCUGUUGUCGGCGGGGUCUCGAUGAUGGUAAUGACGGUUCAAUAGGACGGAAUGGAGCUUGGAGGGAUUAGCCAAUUGGCCGUUGUUGGUUGUCUCUUUCUGGUGGCUGACGGCAAAAUAUGUGUAUGUGUUUGUCCGGUGCAUUUGCUAAUGCGGAGAAUGUGUGCUUAGUUUUAUGCUAUUUUCGAUAUUAUUCAGCGAAGGUACUUACGGGUUGGUAUCUUAGCGACCGUGCGGAAGGUGUGUGAGAGAGUGAAAGAGAGUUCGCGGUUCAUCGCAGGAGAGAGCAACUUAGCGAGUGAGAGUAACAAAAUCCGCGAGUUGAUGAGGAGGCACAAUGGAGCACAUUGUUUGAUCUCACGAGCGUGGUUUCUUGUUGUGAUUCUCUGCGUAGUUCGUCCGUUAUGCCAUCCUCAAGCGAAGGUGGGGAAAGGGAUCGCGUUUGAAGAUCAACUGGCUGCUUUUCUUUUUGUUGAUUUUCGUCGUUUUAUGGUUAGUUUGGUUUCUCUCGCGAGUAUCUUGAGGAGUCCAUGUGUGCGGUUGCCUUUUGUGGGGGACUCUGGUGGCGCUCGCAUUGUGAUACUGCGCUCAUUCGACUCGCUGAAGUGUACGCGAAUAGAUAUCAAAGACGGUUGGGUAUUUUCUCGUCUUCCACCGUCGUCUCGGUGGUUCGUUCGUUCACUGACUGACUUGAGUUGGAGUUGUCGUGCUCGCAUCGAUGGUCUACUGCGUGCAACGAUCAGGAUUAUAAUCAUCAUCAAAGUGCGCCUGGUUCCGGCGGAGUAUGGAAUAAUUUGUGUUCCGUUAGUGGAUAGUUCGUUUGAAGCAAAUGAUCCGUAGAGUGAAGUGAUGGCAUCGAUACCAACUAAACAGGCAGAACUCCCUAUAGGUUCAGGAAGUGCCCCGUUUCGUGUGUCGAUGACAAUUUGAGAUUUCCGUUUUGAACAAGUGCGGGUGUACGUAGUGGGAAUUGGAAGCAAUCAUAAACACCGAUUCACGGAAGCAGUAGUCGUGAUUGAGUGAUAAUCAAACCAUUCGUGACCACCUGAUACCGAUGAAGAAAGGUGCAAGAAGUGAUGAUAAAUGUGGUGGUAGAUGGUGAUGUGAUUACUAUCGAAUCGUGCAGAUUUGGAUUGCAUCGUUGAUGGUGUGAAUAUUUUUGGAGAAGAAGACGAAAGUCCAGACCCGGUAAAUGGAUUAGAGCGAAACGUCCGAACGACACACUACUGGAUUGCCGACGAAAAUGACGAAGGUGCUUCUCUGGCGAUGAUAUACUGAGAAAUGGUUCGGUGCAUCCGGAGAGGAAAUUGAUUUUUGCCGACGAUCUCUACUAGCACGAGGAACACUAGAUCGGAAAUAAAUCCCGACGGAAGAAAAUGAACUGAUGUCAUUCGAUUAGGAAAACCAACCCGUUAUCAACCAACGAUGGACUUCCUGAAGGCAGUCCAGAACGGUCACUUCGAAGCGGUCCGCGCUGCUCUGGCAAAGGUUGACAUCGACUAUCAGGAUGAGAAGAUGGCCAACAGUGCCCUGCACGUGGCUGUCACGGCCAAGCGAAACCGCACCAAGCUGAUCGAGCUGCUCAUCAGCGCUGGCGGUGCGGAUUGUGAUCUGAAGAAUCGCGAUGGGUUGACCGCAUCCGAGUUGGCACUAGAGGUCGGAUGCCGCAGUGUGGCGGAAUUCAUGGUCCGGAAGGAGUUUGAAGGGGUGAUGGAUGAUCGAGCGGUUUAUAGACUGGUGCGGAGAGGGACUGUAGAACUGCUGAAGAUCUAUCUCGAAAAGAGAGCGUUCGAUAUCCACACGAAGAUGAAACUGAUUCUGCGGGUGGUGGAGGAGCUAGGCGUGAAGGGAGUGACGAUGGGAGAGAAGAUGAAGGUGUUUCUGGAAUAUCAGCUGGUGGAGUACAGCUAUCGGUACGGGGCAAGAAAGGGAAAGGAGAAGGAGAGCGGUGGUGAUCAAGAGGCUGAGAAGCGAGUGGAGUUGAUGCUGAGCUAUACCAAAUAUUUGAAGGAGAACUACAGCGGAGAUGAUUUGAACGAUCUCGAUGACAGGUUCGUUCUGAGGCUGAGAAUGAUUUGUGAGUGUUGCUACUUUCUGGAGGACAUCGAGCGGAGACGGGAGCGAAAACUAUACAAGCACGUACCCCUUUCGGAGAUUACCUACUUGAUUGGGGUAUUUUUAGCAAUCUUGGAGAAGCACGUCGGGUUCGAAAUUUAUAAGCUUGUUAUUAAUAAAAAUAUGAUUAUGUCGUAUUUGGAGGCAGUGUGCGAGGAGUUGCGGGUGACAACGCUGGGAGACAGAAGACGGCAAAACUAUCAAUUUCCAUGGACGUCACAGCUGUUCCUGGAUCUCAUUGCGUGCAUCCGGGAGGAGCGCCUACUACGAUACGUGUCACAGCGAAAACGACUCAAUGGAUCAUUGGAACGGAUUGCUGCGAUGCGGGAUGCUGCUAGUGAACUAUGUCAGGUUGAUCAACAGUUGGUAAUGGAUGAAAUUCGGCGUAAAGAAUUCCAAGCACUAGGAGAGGGCGUGCUAGACGAUGGCAAAUGGUGUGUGGCGGAAUUUGUUAGCUAUCUCAGAUGCGAGCGAAAAACAAUCGUGGCACUUUGGCAUCAGCGACAUCCGAAGCUCCGCCUCCAGAAGCGACAGGUGCAGUUUGUGGUCAGCCGAAAAGAGUUGAGCAAACUCAAAUCUCGCACCGUCCAUGAGUUGAGUAAAAAUAAAAUGAAACUGGUCGAGAAGGAAGUGAGCUCGCGUGAAUUUCAAUCUCUCAGUCGAACCGUAAGCCGACGGAAUCGAAUCAUCUUUCGGCGAAUACAAACAACCUUCAAUCAAAUAAAACAAAUGUACACAGUCAAAAAGAUCGCCUAUUAUGUCGAGAACGCCAUCGUGAUUGAUAUGGACGAUUUGGCGAAUGAGUCGCUUUGCAUUCUUGCGAUUAAGCGAGUUCUCCAUCUGAUAAGUGAAUCGAUAAGCAGUUGCCAUCAACAUCCAGCUUUCGUGAGAAUGCUGGAUAAUAUCCUGGAUCACGUUCUUACUUCGGUAGAAGCUUCCCACAAGAACAAAGACAUCCGAGAUUUCUUCUCCCAAAAAUACUCCCUCGCCAAGUACUUCAUCAACAAAUCCUUGGACAUGGGUCACUACAAGCUGAUGCAGGAUAGUCUCCGUUCGGUGUACCGAUUCUUCCUGUACGUCAUCAACAUUCAACUGAUCGAGGCUUACAAAACCUUCCUCGGGACGGCUUACUGUCUAACCAACCUCACCCAAGUCAAAUCCUACGCCAAGUACAUUGGCGAUCACAAUCUUCACACUCUCAGUCACAUCAAGUUCGAUCACGUAUUCUACAACGAAGACGAAACCGCCGGCAUCAUCUACGAACUGAAAAAGAUGUACAUCGGCAUGUCCAACGAACUGAAACUCCUAUCCUUCAUCGAGAAGAACAUUCAUUUCCGCUUUUACCAUAUGCAGUACCACCAGACCCGUCUCCGAGUAACACUGAGUAAUUUUGCCGUAGUGUACCGGGCACUACGGGCAAACCCUUGCUUCGACAGCGCACGGAAACUGCUCCAUUCCUAUCUGCAUCAGAGCUACCAGAAGUAUGACAUUUCCAAGUCGAUUUCCAUUUCGGACUCCACCCUGGCACUGAAGGAACUGCUCCGGCCGUACAGCAGCAUCGGUGAGAACGAGGAAACGCUGAUGGUUGUGAAGCAUCUGGAACAGCUUCAGGAGCUGAUGGAUCCGGAUCGGCUGUUCGGAAUCAAUCCAGUUCGGAGGAGACAUCGAGCGACGGAAACGGGUGGGAAGUAUCAUCAAUUUACAAGGAAGAUCGUGAAGGAAAUGGGACUACAAUUGAACGACGAAGACUUUGAGCAACUGCACGAGAAGUUGAAGAGGACGUACUAUGAGAACAUAUUCCUGCUGCAAAAUCGGUACAAGGUGAUGCAGGAGUUCUUCCGUCAACGUGGUAUUCAGGUGGAUGCAAAGAUGCUGGCAGGCUACCGGGAGCGGGAUGAAGAGAUGCUGCAGGAGUUGUUUGAUGCGAAGGUUAAUGAUAUGAUUGCGGUUCUGGAGAAGUUUGAAUGCUACAGUGUGGAUGGAUUGCUGGAGUCGGUUGGUGAGCUUCCGACUUUUGUACAGAUAGCAUUGGAGUAUAGUCUGUUGGAACUGUUGGAGAUAUUGGUGUCGGUGAAUGGAUUGGGUGGCGGAGUCGGGAUAAUGCGAGGGAGUGCACCAGUGUUGAGUGGAAGGAGUUUGAGGAGCUACCUGAUGGAGGAUUCCUUGGUGAUGGAUCUGUUGGUCUUCAAUUCGAAUGCGACUGUGUUCUUAAAUGCGUUGGUAUUUAAGGAUUUUGGAUUUCGACUAUAUGGAGGAGGAGUGCAGGUACAGGAAGCUCCCAUGGAGGUGGUUACAUUUGAGGACAGAUUCAAGGAACGUUGGAAGUGGUUCGAGAUGCAGGAAAUUUUGUACGAGUCGGUUCGGCAGGGCGAUUUGAGGCUACUGAAGGAGAAUGUGAGUAACGGUUCGGAUAUGCGUGGAAAGCGAUUUGGUCCACUGGUGCUGAACGAGCUGUGCCAUUAUAGUCUGAUAGACUGUGCCAUCGCAAACAGCUUCAAGGAUAUGAUCGAUAUGCUCAAUCGAGACUACGAUGAUAUAAGCGAAAGCAGGAAGCAACUUCUUGAGUACUUGCUAAGACGAACGGUAAAGUCUCACUUCCUUGUCGGACAAUACUGCAAGCUAACACCGGAAGAUCGCAAGAUGUUAGUGCUGUAUUUGUCCAUGUUCUUGGGAGACGUACACGUGUUUCUCAAGAAUCUGGAGCGAUACGAUGCCCAUGAAGAUUUGCAUCUGUUUGUAAACUCUGAAAAUCAAGAUUUCGUCAGCAAGGUCAUUCGACAUCUUAAGGAAUUCGAUUUUAACAAAUGCGAUACGUCCGGGAUGACCAUUUUACACAAGGUCGUGAAUUGCGGUAACUUGAAGGCGGUAGAGGCGCUGACCCAAAUUGGUGAAGUAGAUCUGGACGCUGUGAGUGGUCUGCGAUACUCGGCACUGAACUUGGCAAGCAGGUUGAACUUGCUGGACAUUGUUAAGGUUCUCACCAAGUCUGGGGCAGAUGUCAACAUGAUGAGCGAAGAUGAAAAACUUCCAGUGUUCUGGUUGAUACAGUAUCAAAGCGCACAGGAAGUUGUUGGCUUGGGGAUCGAUUCCAGUACGGAAUUGACGUCGUUUUCCAGCGAGCUAUGCUUGUUACACAAAGCGAUCGAGUUCGAUAAUUUGAACGUUGUUCGCUACUUGGUGGAAGAGCAGAAGGUUGAUCCAAGUCGAAUAUACUCGAAUUGCAAUAACGUUAUCCACGCAGCUGCCAGCUACAAUCGAGGUAGAAUACUGAACUAUCUGCUAACGAUUCCGGGCAUGCUCAAACUCGUGAACAAUACAAACCUUGUGAAGAAUACUCCACUAAACAUAGCCUGCAAAGAGGGCUAUCUUUCAAUUGUCAAAACACUUCUCAAGCACGGGGUCUGCACAGACACCUGCGGAGAAUAUGGAUUGAAUGCCCUAGCAUUCGCCAUGUACACAAACAGCUUCAAACUGAUGAAACUCCUCUUCAAACAUGGUGCCAAAAUCAGCUAUCCUCUAAGCUCGGACUUUCAGCCAAUCAACAUGGCUAUUCUGAACCGAAACAUCCCGAUGCUGAACUUCUUGCUGAAAAAUGGCGUCGACGUCAGUUGUGCCCCCUUGUGCUUCAUCAACGCCGUUUACGCCCAAUCGAAGGAGGUCGUGCGUAUUCUAGUAGGCGCUGGAUCCAAACAUAUUAAUCAUAAGGAUGAAUUCUGCCAAACGGCACUGCAUCUGUGCGCGGAUCGUGACGAAUAUGAAAUCGCUCGUGAAUUGAUACGGCACGGGGCGGACAUCAAUGCAAAAAACCGCUCCGGAACAACUCCGCUGCAUCUAGCGGUGACCAAAGGGAACGUGCGAUUCGUCCGAAUGCUGCUGGACAACAAGUGCUCGGUGGACGAGCUUAACUAUCAUGGCGAAACGUCACUGAUCAAGUCGGUCGUGUGCAAUAAUUUAGAUAUAGUAAAAACCUUGCUCAACAACGGUGCCAGCGUGGAACGGUUGCGAAACAGUGAACCUCCGGUCUUGCUCUAUCUGGUGCAGGAGAAUUACGAGGAUAUUCUGGAUCACUUGCUUGAACAUUAUCAGUUCAAUGCGGACGAACAGGACGCCUAUGGAAACUCGCUGCUGUAUGUUGCUACGCAACGCAAUCAUAUCAACAUUGUGAAGCUGCUCGUUGACAAGUACCACGUGAAGACUAAUCCUAUCAACAACAAGAAACUGACACCCCUGAUGAUCGCCCGAGUUAAGGAGUACAAGGAGAUCUUUAGCUUCCUGGAGUCUCGCGUAGCUGAAGAAUAGUAGGCCAAUUGUUUUUUUUUUUAGUUUGACAUAUGAUAUAACCUAAUUGUUUAGCACUAUUUAUUUGAGAAUUUGUUUAUUUUUUUUAGUGUCACGCCAAGUAUUUAUUAUAGAUAAAAGGACAAGAAAUCAAUUUAAUGUGCCAUAUCUGUAAGAGAUUCGGUUUUGUUUUUGUUUUGUUUUAUAUUUUCCCGUCUGAAAGGAGUGUAGGAAAAUGUCGUCGAUAUUUGUGAAUGAAUCAUCCUAGAUGAUGAAUGCUCUGUUAGCCUGUAAGAUACUCUGUGAAGCCUAGUUGUGAUUUGGUAUAACUUUAAUUUCAAAAUAAAAUGAAAAACUGUAAAUUACCCCGUGUACGGAGAAAACAAUACUCACCUUAGGCGUGUUAGGACAAGUUAGAAACUGUAAAUAGUCGGAUAAAUAAAAAAUGGUUAGGUUAUCGAUGUUUUGAAAACAGAAAACGGAAUGAACAAAACAAACGGAAUCGAUUUGUCUUAGACAUUCCAGCAAACAGUUCAAAAUAGUACUUGACCCAUUGAAAUAUCAAAUCUAAUGACGUGUGAAGGCAAAUCGAUUCGAUAAAAAUAGCCUCCAGACACUGGAGGUAUCUUUCUGGGCAAAAACGCCAAGAUUUCACCGAUUUUUUUUUGUUCAUAGUAGUAAACAAUCCCCCCGUGACAAGCAAUGCAAUGUAAUGGUGAAGGAACACGUGCCAAUUUGUUUUAAGCUGCUACCCAGAUUAUUUUAUCAGCAAUCUGUUCAGCGUGGUGCUUAGUUUUAAGUUAGUUGAUUUCUGUAUUUUUAAACGACCACCAGCCAAACACAGAUGCAAUUCAUUCAACUGUGCCGUAUCAAUUUCUAUUCUCACAACAACAAACAACCCAAGAAGCCAACCGUGUGCUAUCGAUACAAAUAGGUUUAAAAUUAGUUCAGUAAAGCAGUUCAAAUCUUAUGUACCUUUUUCAUUAACAUUUAAUAACAGCAUCAACAGAAUAAGAAGAUAGAAUCAAAACUGCACUGUAUGAAAGUCCAUACCACAACAUAAGUAGUAAAAGUAAUGAAAAUAGUGGAUGUGUUUUUCUAAGCAAUUUUAAACCAAUUGGAUGGAUUUUCGGCAUAACUUGAAACUGUUUGUAAAAGCAAACCAAAUAAAAUGGAAAAAACUUGCACAAAAUUGAGGCAUAACUUAAAUUAAUUAAAAAAAAAAGCAGAUAAGCUGCAGAACAUAAAAACACGUACUUUGUCAUGUAAAUGGUACAAAUAAAAUGUAU
Molecule: messenger RNA, 8148 nt
Organism: Ochlerotatus camptorhynchus
Lineage: Eukaryota; Metazoa; Arthropoda; Insecta; Diptera; Culicidae
Exons: 2
Coding region: 1892-6880 (1662 amino acids)
Molecular function (GO): protein binding
Source: RefSeq, a predicted model, not a curated record